AAUGCCUAUUCUAGGACUCGCACCCUCAUCUACACCCAUUAAACCCGCUCAUUUCGACAUCGAGCGGGUCAUUCGACCAAAUAUUCUCGCUUUGCACCCAUACCGCUGUGCACGAGACGACUACUCGUCUGGAAUCCUGCUUGAUGCCAACGAGAACGCUCUAGGACACUCAAUAUCACCUGAAUUGUCUCCUGACACCAAAUCUAACGGCCACGCCGUCCCUGCGCCCGAAAUAGAUGCCCUCGAAUCUACGCUAGACCUUGAUCUUCAUCGGUAUCCUGAUCCGUCCCACCCCCUCAUCAAAUCCCGAAUAGCCUCUCUUCGUGGGCUGCCUAGCACAGACCAUGUGUUCCUGGGUGUAGGAAGCGACGAGGUCAUUGACUUGCUGAUGAGGGUCUGUGUGAAGCCGGGCGGAGAGGAGAAGAUAUUGACGACGCCGCCGACGUAUGGGAUGUAUGGUGUUUGUGCGCAGGUGAACGAUAUUGGGGUUGUCAAAGUGAAUCUGGAGCUUGGAGCGGAGCAGGGAGAGGGCGGAGAGAAGGGAAGGUUUAGUGUAAAGGUCGACGAGGUGAAGAAAGCUAUCGACGCAGACCCAAAAAUUAAACUCAUUUUCUUGUGCUCUCCGGGGAAUCCGACCGGCACACUCGUCUCCCUGAAAUCCGUCCGGGAGAUCCUCGACUACGAGCCGUUCAAGGGUAUCGUUAUCGUAGACGAAGCCUAUAUCGACUUCGCACCCACAGGCUCCAGUGCCGCUUCUCUCAUUCCCGAAUACGCGAACCUCUGCGUCAUGCAGACCCUCAGUAAAUCCUUUGGGCUUGCCGCUAUCAGGGUAGGAGUCGCGCUCGCGCAGCCUCCACUGAUCCAGAUCCUCACCAACACCAAAGCUCCAUACAAUAUCUCCACACCAACCGCGCACCUUGCCCUCCGUGCCCUCUCCCCCGCCUCCAUCACCUCCAUGCACACAAAACUCAACGCACUCAUCUCUUCCCGCUCCUCCCUUCUACAAACUAUAUCAUCCCUUGCUCCACUCGGCGUCCGACAGGCUAUCGGCGAACAAGACGCUAAUUUCCUCAUGAUUCCUAUUCUGGAGAAAGAGGGUGGAAAGCCAGAUAAUAAGAGGGCACAGAAUGUUUAUAAGACGAUGGCGGAGGAAGAAGGGGUGGUAGUCAGGUAUCGGGGAGGGGAGGCUGGAUGUGAAGGUUGCUUGAGGAUCACGGUGGGGAGUGAAGAGGAGAACAAGGUUGUGGUAGAGAAGUUGAAGAAGACGCUUGAGAUGUUUUGAACGCUACCAGCACAUGUACGUGAAGUUGAAUGUCCGCCAAACAUAGAUAAAAGGGCAAUGUAGCUUUAGAUGAGCCCAAAUAUCAAGUACUCGAUAUUUUUGAUGCGUACUAU
Molecule: messenger RNA, 1395 nt
Organism: Stereum hirsutum FP-91666 SS1
Lineage: Eukaryota; Fungi; Basidiomycota; Agaricomycetes; Russulales; Stereaceae
Product: histidinol-phosphate aminotransferase
Exons: 3
Biological process (GO): biosynthetic process
Molecular function (GO): transferase activity; pyridoxal phosphate binding
Source: RefSeq, a predicted model, not a curated record